AUGACUUACAGUUGUAAAAGGAUUGGCAGUACGCAGUGUUGCAUAACAGAAAGAGAUAUAAGUGCAGCAAUCCUUUUUUUCACGUUGAAAGUAAGCUAUUCGACUGAGGAAAUUCGGUUCGCACUACGAAUAUCGCCAGAAGCGUGGAUGGAAGCAAGUGGAGAGGGAGCCAAAGGAGAAAAAAGGGGAGUUGGCGAAAUGGAUGAUGAAAAUAUUGAGGAUGAAUGA
Molecule: messenger RNA, 228 nt
Organism: Enterobius vermicularis (human pinworm)
Lineage: Eukaryota; Metazoa; Nematoda; Chromadorea; Rhabditida; Oxyuridae
Source: the annotation of a GenBank genome assembly